AUGAGUCUGAGUGAAAUGUUCACAAGCCUCAUCUUCAUUCUCUGCUCUGUGAUUGCACCUCUUCUCACAGACGAAGAAGCCCUGCUACCAGCCCCUCAGAAUAUCUCCAUCCUGUCCACCAACAUGAAGCACUUCCUGACCUGGAGUCCAGUGACGGUCCCUGGAGAAACUGUGAGAUACUCCGUUGAGUUUCAGGGGGAGUAUGAAAGAGAUUAUGCCAAUGAGAUCUGGAUACCCAUCAGCGAGUGUUCGCUCAUCAUUGUGACUCAGUGCAAUGUCACAGAGGACAUCUCUGCCACCGUGCCCUAUAACCUACGUGUGAGGGCAAACCUAGGUUCUCGGGGUUCAAAGUGGAGCACACUAAAAGUUCUCUUCAAUCGCAUAACGACUUUCCUCACCCCACCUGUGAUGGAAGUCUCUGCAGACGGGUAUCACUUACUGGUGAAGCUGGAAGACCUGGGGCCAGCCUUUCAAUUCCACAUAUUCUAUUGGAGGAAGGGCCAGGAAAGGGUGCACAAGAAGACUGUGAAGGAGAUCAGCUCUGUGGUGCAUCUGGACACCAUGGAGGCAGGAGCUGAGUACUGUGUGAAAGCCCAGACCUACGUAGAGGCCAUCAACAGGAGCAGCAACUUCAGCCAGACGCAGUGUGUUCGCGGACCAGAUGGUGGCAGAUCUAUAUGGAUGACGACUGCCUUGGUGUCCUUCGUGGGAUUUGUUGUAGGUGUCUUGGCCCUGCCUUUCCUUGCCUGGAAAAUGAGUCAAAUCUUCCAGUAUUCCUGCUGUCCAGUUGUUGUCCUACCAGACACCCUGAAAGUAACUGAGUCCCCUGCGAUGCUAAUACACUGCAGGAGUGAGGGGACUGAAUGUUGUGACGUGGCUGUGCAUGUGAUUCCCCCCGAAGAGAUCCUCCGACUGUGGAUUCAGGACGCACUUUAAAGCUGCCCAGAGAUAAUCAACCCUGUAGAAAACCAUCUAUGAACAGAUCUAGCAGAUUGUGCACUGGGAGCCUGCACACAGCUCCCACAGACUCAGGGUAUCUCAAAGGUAUCAUGUAAGGUAUCAUAUGUAAACUGGUGACACACUGGUCCCCACAAAAAUCAUUGAUGUAUGUGUGGGUUGAGUACAGAGAAUUAUAGAUGUAUGCUGGAAAUAUGUUCGUAAAAUGUGUUUGGGAGGCAGACCAUAAAACCAGACUGCCCUAGAUAAAGGAAUGUGUAUUUACCGGUCUGACCAGCUUGGUCAUAGGCAGAGGACAAUGGAAGAACAAAGCCAUCAAGUUAAAUAGGUGGGGGAGAAGACUGUUUAACAAUCACAACGGGGGACCAAAUCUACACCCCAGGAAGCCUUCCUGACUCUUGAGGCUGAGACAAUGGACUUUGAGUAAUAGAAGGGGAGCAAAAAGACAUUUUAAUGAUCCAUCACUGAGGAGACAAAGGGUAUAGCACCCUUGGAGUCUGUGAAAGUUGGAUCUCCCUAGUCUGAAAGGCUAGGAAUGCUGGUACCUACAUCAAGUUAAGAAGAAUUAAGAAUGUAACUUUUAAAGAUUAUGUUCUAGUCAUUAGAAAGCAUGUUUUAUUUUGUUUGUAACCAGACUUGUCCUGUCUGCCAGGGAGAGCAGCAGAACAUGCCGGGUGGGGGCAGGUGUAGUGGGAGGACAAAGU
Molecule: messenger RNA, 1661 nt
Organism: Trachemys scripta elegans
Lineage: Eukaryota; Metazoa; Chordata; Testudines; Emydidae
Gene: IL20RB
Product: interleukin 20 receptor subunit beta
Exons: 7
Coding region: 1-936 (311 amino acids)
Molecular function (GO): interleukin-20 binding
Source: RefSeq, a predicted model, not a curated record